Oncorhynchus mykiss (rainbow trout) is the source of this 1421-nucleotide messenger RNA. RefSeq lists its product as uncharacterized. The record is from RefSeq and is a predicted model, not a curated record. Lineage: Eukaryota; Metazoa; Chordata; Actinopteri; Salmoniformes; Salmonidae.
ACACACUCCCCGGUAAAUGCCUUACAGUAAGGGAAGAGCCCAAAGCUAAACGAACGCAGUUGAUAUGUGAAGUGUUGUUCGAUUAUUUGUAACGUUUUUUUAUGGCAUGGUUAUUCAUACUGAGAGAAUGGCGAUAUGAUGAAAUCAACAACUUCCUUUCUGUGCACUGCUUUUUUCUCAUCGUGCAUUUACAUCAACAACACACUCGCCUGCCCACCCCCAGAUAUCCUGACGUUCAUCAUGGGGCAGUUGUUGGCCUCAGAAAAGGAGCAGUCGGAGGCUCAGGUUGCUAUUGGCUCUCUGCUCUACUCCGCCAUGUUGGAGGCCGGUGCUCUGCCUGAUGUUGCCGUCGACCACUAUCUGCUAGCUAAUCCAGAGAGCCUAGACUCCAGGGCCCACCUACAGGACCACCUCCGCCAGCUGCAGGGGCACGUAGGUAACCGGGCGCCCACCUACCUGAAGGAGCUGAUCAGCCGCCUGGUCGCUUUCUCUGACGAGCCCAAGGUUGCAGGCCUGGUGGGCUUGGUGGUCUCCAUGGUGAUGGAGACGGCAUACGCCUCGUCCAGGGGGUCAGUGAGGUCAAGGGGUUGCCAAGUCGAGGAACGGCGAGCGGAGCUCCAGGACGUUAUGGAGGAGUACCUCAAGCGCUGCCGGAUGCACUUGAAGGAUGAGCAGAAGCUGAGAGAAGACACCCAGCGUCUGGAGGGCCAGCUGAGCUACUUGCUGACCCAGCUGAAGAACACCAUGCUCAGGGAAGGCCCCAGCUCCAAGGCCCUGAAGCACUGGGCCAGCGGCGCCGCCUUUCACACGCAGAUGCUGCUGCACCUGACCAGGCUAGAGCAGAGAGGAGACCCGCUGGUCGUCCAGGCUGCAAUGGAGCAGUACCAAGAGGACUUCAGAGAGAUUCUACCUGCGUACAGAUGCUACAAAGCCAGUACGGUGACUGUGAUAAAGUGUAGGGGAGGGCUGCAGACCGGGGAGGAUCCUCUGACUGAGGGGAGUGUGACUGGGUUCACUGUGGUGGAUAAAGAGUUAGGGAAGAGUGUGAGUGUACCCCUACCUGAGGACGCUCCCCCUGGCAUUGUCCUGAUCACUUCAGAUAUGUGUGCUCAAGCCUAUUUAGAGCGACUGUUCUCUCCACAAGGCCCCAUUGCAGACCUGGAGAGGUACUUUCUCAACAGCAGAGAGAGUCUACGCAUGAAGUUGAUGGUACAAGAACCAACGGACCCCAACGAGAGGCUGAGCAUAGUGGAAACAGAACCCCUAGACAGAAGAUAGCACAUGUUCAUGUUGACUUUCAUACAGGCAAAGGCAAGAUGCAAAAUCCACAGAACUGAACGAACACUCUUGACUAAAUGUGCAUUUAUUGUAUUGUAUGUAUGAUCAAAUGUUGAAUAAUAAUCUGGUUUAUUCAAUGCUAA